AUGAGUUUCAGGCUGCCAUCACAGGACAAAUCCGUGCACCUUAUCAAUGAAUACGUUACCUUGAUGUCAGUUCACUUUUCAGCCGUCUUCGGUUCAUGCCGACUCCAGCAUGGGGAGCAGCCACGUGGUUCCGUCAAGAGACACAAUGAUGAAGGCAACUGUGAGGAAUUUACACACGAUGUUGAAUGA
This is a messenger RNA of Pochonia chlamydosporia 170, 189 nucleotides long. RefSeq lists its product as hypothetical. Bases 1 to 189 code for a protein of 62 amino acids. The transcript has a single exon. NCBI's taxonomy places the organism in Eukaryota, Fungi, Ascomycota, Sordariomycetes, Hypocreales, Clavicipitaceae. The record is from RefSeq and is a predicted model, not a curated record.